Molecule: messenger RNA, 6101 nt
Organism: Manis pentadactyla (Chinese pangolin)
Lineage: Eukaryota; Metazoa; Chordata; Mammalia; Pholidota; Manidae
Gene: CCSER1
Product: coiled-coil serine rich protein 1
Exons: 10
Coding region: 331-2565 (744 amino acids)
Source: RefSeq, a predicted model, not a curated record
UCACCACAAAUAGUCGCCGACCGACUGCUUAUCCGUGUCUCUCUCCCUCAGCAACAUGACUGACUGGAAAGCGGUGGCUCAGGCAGAGCAGCUCUGCUGGCGCAGGCAGGAGGAGAAGGAGGAUUAUUAAAUAACGCAGCUCGACUCUGUGCAACUGGGAGUGGAGCGAAGGAGCUCAACAGCCGAGAAGGGGAGGAGGCAGGGACCGGGAAAUACACCCCUGUGCCUCGAAGACCUAAAUUCCUGAGUGCCGCGGAGGAGCCUUAACGAGCAGCGCGAACCCCUCCAGGCUGCUAAAUUGGCUGUCACAGUACAAGCCUUGGAGUCCCAAUGGGGGACUCUGGAUCAAGGCGAUCUACCCUGGUCUCCCGGUUGCCAAUUUUCAGAAGAAGUAUUAGCAGAAGACAUGAUUCUCUUCCUUCUUCACCCUCCUCCAGUAAUACAGUUGGCGUCCACAGUUCUUCUCCUUCCAGCACUAACUCAAGCUCGGGUAGUACAGGUAAACGGAGGAGUCUAUUCCGUACUCCUUCCAUUAGCUUCCACCAUAAGAAGGGGAGUGAACCCAAGCAAGAAGCUACCAACCAGAACCUAAGUAUUUCAAAUGGUGCUCAACCUGGUCACAGCAGUAUGCAAAAACUGAGUUUGGAAGAUCAUAUUAAAACCAGGGGAAGGCAUUCUGUUGGUUUUAGUACUUCACGAAAUAAGAAGAUAGCAAGAUCUUUGACAGAGGAUUUUGAAAGGGAAAAAGAGCACUCAACUAAUAAGAAUGUCUUUAUAAAUUGUCUAAGUUCUGGCAAAAGUGAGGGGGAUGAUUCUGGAUUCACAGAAGAACAAACACGUCAUUCUGUAAAGCAAUCAACAAAGAAGCUGCUUACUAAAUCUUUUUCAUCUCAUCAUAAAUUUUCUAAGCCAAUUCCACAGAGCCAAUCCAUUUCAUUGGUACAACAGUCUGGAUUCUCAUUGGAAAUUGCACAGUACCAAGAGAGAGAACCUGUAUUAGUAAGAGCUUCUCCAUCUUGUUCUGUGGAUGUAACAGAACGGGCAGGAAGCUCUUUACAAUCUCCUUUGCUUUCUACUGAUCUUACCACAGCUCAGACACCUUCGGAGUUCUUAGCUUUGACUGAAGAUUCUGUGUCUGAAGCAGAUGCAUUUCCUAAAAGUGGAAGCAUGGUAUCCCACUGUGACAACUUUGGACACAGUGAUUCUACCUCUCAGAUCUCUCCCAAUCCUGCUGCUGUUAAAAAGACAACAGUAGACUUUAUGGGAACUGUACCUUGUGCAAAUCUGUCUCCUGGGAAAUAUAGGUUAGAAAGUCGAUGUAGCACCGAAUUGAGUUCCUUACCAGAAACCUCUGCUGCUAAUCAGAAAGAAGUGUUAUUGGAAAUCUCUGAACUACCUGUUAUGAAUGGGAGUGACUCAGAGAAUCACCUAUCAGCAGAUACACAAAGAGAAGAGCAUCUGAUAUUACAGAAUGGUGAAACAAUGCUGGCAACAAGCUCCCCAAGGAAACUUGGAUUUCAUGAGCAACAUAAAGUAAUAGCUGAAUGUGUUAAAGGGAUCCAUCCUAUAUCAGAUUCAAGGAUUAUACCUUCUUCUGGUGAUCAUCACAUUUUUAACAAAACUUCAUAUGGAUAUGAUACAAAUCCUGCCAAAGUUCUUGCCAGUAGCCUCAGUCCAUAUCGUGAAGGGAGAUUUAUAGAAAGGCGAUUGCGGUCCUCAUCAGAAGGAACUGCAGGAAGUAGCAGAAUGAUUUUGAAACCAAAAGAUGGAAAUGUAGAAGAAGUUAAUAGCCUAAGAAAGCAAAGAACAGGUUCAUCAUCUUCAAAAAUGAACAGCAUGGAUGUUUUGAAUAAUUUGGGAUCUUGUGAACUAGAUGAAGAUGAUCUAAUGCUUGAUCUAGAAUUUUUAGAGGAACAGAAUCUUCCCGCUUCAACAGUUUGCCGGGACGAUUCACACCAUUCUGUAGUCUCACACGCUGCUGUAGUCCUCACUCCUAUGGAACCAACAAUAGAAAUGAAGAAAAGAGAAGAGCUCAAAUUUCCUGAACCUUCCAAACAGAAUCUCUCAUUGAAAUUAAUGAAAGAUACUGAUCAGGAAGCCAGAUGUUCCCAUAUAGGCCGAAUGCCCAGCAGCCCAUCUUCAGAUUGGCCCCUGCAAGGUGUGGAUGAAAAUGCAGGCUUAGAUUCCCUGCCAUUCAGACUGAUGUUACAGGACUGCACAGCCGUCAAGACGUUGUUAUUAAAGAUGAAGAGAGUUCUUCAAGAGAGUGCAGAUAUGAGUCCAGCAAGUAGUACCACUUCCCUUCCUGUUAGUCCUCUUACUGAAGAGCCAUUACCUUUUAAGGACAUAAUGAAAGAUGAAUGCACAAUACUGAAGUUGCAGCUGAAAGAGCGGGAUGAAGUCAUUUCCCAACUUCAGGAAGAACUGGAAAAGGUCCAGCAUAUACAGAAGGCUUUUGCUUCAAGAGUAGAUAAAUCCACACAGACUGAACUUCUAGGCUAUGAUGCCCUGUGGAAUCCUACAUGCACUGAAGGUUUAUUUAAAACAGUACAUAUUUCAACCUAGGUUGAAGCAUUAUUUGACCAUAAGAAAUGUAUCACAAAUCUGUGAUGUGUUAAAUAUUGAAUAAAAUCAACUUCAUAUCAUUUCAUAUGUUAGGUAUUAGAAUAUGUAAUAUAGAAAUGUUUCCUUUCCAAAUAUUUCACUUUUUACAUUUUUACACAAUUCAUAAAUCUUGGUGAAGAUUCAUCUGACAUAUUCCUAACUUUUUCUGAUUGUAUUUUAAAAACGAAAAUAGAAGCUAUUAUUUUUAAAGUAUCUCUGUAUUCUAAAAUGUAAUAUUCCACUUGGCAGCAUGUACUUUUUUGUUCAACUUUCUCAUCCAUUUCAUCUGUCUCUCUGGUUAUAGUUUUCAUUUCACUACAUAUUCUGUGCACAUUAUUUAUGUUUGAAAACAAUGCUUCUAGUUUGUCCCAUCCUAGAGGGACAGUUCCUACUGAAGAACUAAAUUAUCUAUACUUAUCUCCUGCAUUAAGAUCAAAAGAUGAAAGCAGUUAUGUCUUCAAAUGAAGUAAUAAAGUCUCAUUCCAGCUACAGAAGGUCAAACCUAUUUUAUCUCUAAAUGAGUAAAGAAACUUUAUUGGAUAUUGACCUCAUAGUGAGGAAAGUUUCUUGAAUGUUUUGUAAACAAAAACCUGUCUUCUGGACUUGGCAUUGCUGCCUGAUGUCCAUGUUUUCCUGUAUAUUGCCUUUCUGUAGUAGCUCACUUUAAUCACCAAUGGUGGUGACAGAGCACUCUGGAAUGUUGUAGUUGAUUGCAGAUGUUGUAGUUUAUUGUAAGGAUAAGUGACAGAGCCCAGAGGGUGGUUCACUGUUGUGGGUAGGGAGCAAGACACAAGAAGAACCAUAGAGUUAAGGAUAGGGAAGCAGCUUUUACGGAGUUUUCCAUAUUUAGUAAACAGGCAAUUAGAUCAUCAAGGUUAGUGGUAGUAUCAAUCAGAAAUGUGUGAUAUUUUUAAAAAUCAUUUGAGUCAUUAUAUAAUAUAUGAACAAAUGUUGGGUUUAAACCUUGGCAUUAAAACUAUGUUUGUUUAUAUGAAAACAUUGUAUAUGUCCUGUUGACUUUGCCCCUUAAAGCAUCCUUUUAUGAUCUAAGAUACACAAACAUUGUUUCUCUAACAGUUUUCCAGUUUAUUCUGUUACCCUAUUCUUAUCUCUUUCUUUUUAUUAUCUUAUUUGUAUUUGGAAACUUUAAAUGUACAUAAUAUAAGAAGUCCAUCCCUUACAAUAAAGCAUUCCCCUGGUAAAGAUUUUUAUCAACUUGAAUGGUCAAUAUCAUUUUAAAGAAGAAAGAAUUCAAUUAAAAAUAUAUUGGCUAUGUUGCAAAGUAAAAACAACAAAAUAAAACUUGUAUUAGCAACUAAAUUAAGUCAACAAAAGUGCUUUCUUCCUCAAAAGCAAUGUAGCAGAACCUGUCAAUGUAGACAAAAAACGUGACCUCCCUCAAAUGGUACAAUUUCGUGGUACAAUUUCAUGAUUGCUCUUUAACACAGGGAAGAUAUUUCAGCGAUGCUUCCUGAGAAGUCUUUUUUUUUAAUCCUUCCUUUCUUUUUUUUUUAACUUGGGCUGAAUAUGAAUAAGUAAACUUGUUUAUAAAUUAAUAAUUUUACUCAGGGGGGAAAUAUUCAGACUUUCUUAGUGUUUACAGUGUAAUUUGAACAUUUAACUAUUAAUAUGUUAUAUUUGGUUACAUUAAAAUUGAAUUAAAAAUACAGAUUUAUGGGGUUGUUAUUGCUUUUAGAAAAAUGUGUAAGAACCAUUGUAAUUAGUGUACAGUAUUCCAAGGUGUAACAAAAUGAAGGCUGAUAAUUGUUCCAUUAGGGAGAGACAGACAGUAUCAGAAUAUAUCUGACAGUUACAAAUAGUGCAAAAUCAGUGUUUAUUGAUGAAAGGAAACACUGUGCUUUACUUCUGCACCUACAUGUUUGUCUGAAAUAAUCUGACAGUCACUAACUCAAAAAAAGAGAUAGACAAGCCUAAUUAUAUUCAUUUUCCUAAUAAAGAAAGUGAAAUUUGAAGAUAUUGAGUGACUUUCUCAGGCUCAUGUAACUUUCCUAAUAAGCAUCAAAGUCAGAUUAUGCUCAGGUGUUCUAAAUCAAAAGUCAGUAUUUUAUUUGCCUCUCUAAUUUCAGAAUGCUGGUGGAUUGCAUGAUUAUACAUGGCUUGUAUAUGCAAAUAUAUAUAAUUGUGUGUUAUAUGUGCAUUGUAUAUUAUUAAAAAUUGAAUAUCAUUAAAAUCUGCCUUAUAGACUAGGGAUAAAUGUAAUGAUAAGAUUUACUAUGUGAAUGCUUGUCUAAGAUGUGUAAUAUAUGAGCUAGGGAAAUAAUUUUUUAAUAGAAUUAUGUAUUCAAAUAUAGAGAAGUACUUGGAAGAAAAAUUGUGGAUACUUUUGCUAGAUAUUUUAGCAGUUAUUAACACAUAUUAAAUCAUUCUGAAAAUUUGUCAUGCCCUGAAAUAUAUGCAUGUUAAAUAUUCUUAUAUUUUUAAAUACAGGCAAUUUAUUAUUCUUGGUUAUAUUUAUGACAUAGUUGUGUUUUAAAUUACUCUUUUUAAAGGCUUUAAAAUAAAUAUAUAUUAUUAUACAUAUAUGAUUUCAUGAUACACAUAAAAACUUUCUUUCAAAAUUGUGUCAUUUUUUAUAAUUACCUAAAUUUGAUAAUGCUUUAAAUAUUUGUUUAUUUCAAAAACAAAAUGUACUUUUUUCACAUUUAACUUGCUGCUAGAGGCAGGAAUGUCCAAAUUUAACAAAGGUCUGCUUUUCAUGAUGUAUUUUGUGUGUAUUUGUCCUUACAGGUAUGUCUAACUUUAUAGUUUUCUAUUUUAAUUUUUUUUGUGUAGUAUUCUAAAGAAUCUGUCUUACCUUUUUUUGGUAAUUGUAAUCACCGUUAUGAUAUGCUGGCACCUUAAGAAAAAAUCUAUAAUACUUAAAGAUUUUCAAAUGUAUGUCAAUUUCACUUGAUAUGUGCUUGAAACAAGUCCACAUGUCAGUGAUAGAUUGAUAUAUUCUCAUUUGAAAAGAACUGUUAUUCUUGAUAUUUGUAAGCAUUCAGAACUGUUAGAAUAUCCUAUGCUUUCCAAGUGAUGUCUUUUGAAUAUCUAAAGUUGCAUAGUAAGUUUUUACAGCCAACUAUGAUGGAGAAGAAUAGGAUAGGCUAUAAAAUGGGGAAAAGAGACAUAGGCAUCUCUUUAAUUUUUUUAUCCCUAACCAAAUAUUCUGAACAUAUCUAUUGGGUAUUCUUUUACCUCUAUCUUGUAAAAGCUUUUUUCCACUUUUCUGUUUUCCUCUUUGCUGUAUGUUGAUGUUAAUGCAAGAGAUUGAUGAACAGGAGGCUCAAAUAAAGAAAUAUUUUCUGAGGACUGUUCCUAAUAGCUGAAAGUCAUUCACUGUAUCCUUAAUUUAUAAGCAUGGUCAGUUUUUAAUGUCAAGCUUAGAAGUAAAAUAACCAAUUAUUUUACUAGCAAAAUGAGUGUAUUUGGGAACAGCAGAGGAAUUGCAAACUGGGCCAAACAAACUGGCAAGCACUGGCAAGUCCGAAGAGACA